GUGCCCACCCCUACUCUAACUAAUCAGAGUGAUUUUUCACGGGGUACAAAAUGUUGAGGGACAUGGUUUGCAAAAUAAGAAAGAAUUGGUGACGUCAUUUCGAGAAACCUCAUUUUCCGAUUUAGCACCGGUGUGACGGUCUCAAAACCCUCGAUCGAUCGCCAGUGUCAGUGUGUUCCAUAAAAUGAGAGGAGGUAUAGGAAGAAGAUUGUCAAACCCUAACAAUGGCUUUACCCUUGCAUCCAUAGUCAACCACACUCCAUUUCUCAUCCAACCUACUUCUCACUUCUCCUCUUCCUCCGACGGCACUGGCCGUGGCCGUGGACGCGGUGGUGGAGAUGGAGGUUUUCCCGCCGCUGGAAGGGGACAGUUCGGUUUCAAUCCUGAACCGGAAAAGGCUAAAGAGCUGCCGGUGGCGGCGCACGUACGUGGCUCAUCGGAAUCGCAAUCUGCGGGAGGAUAUGGUCAUGGUCGUGGCCGUCCGAUCCAAUCUGAUCCGAUGAUUUCUCCUCCGUUUUCCUCAUUCGCCAGAUCGGAGUCCUCUAGCGUUUGCCGUGGAAGAGGUUCCGUUUCACAGCCGCAGCAACCGCGUUUUCAACCGCACUCGCCUCCUGUGUUUGCGAAGCUGCAGGAUAAUAUUAAAGAAGAAUCUUUGUCACCACCAGAGUCUAAGAGCAUAUCAAAUGCUUUAGGAAGUGGAGGAAAACCUUUUGUGCAAUCCGCUCCAACAGCGGAACAUGAAGAAAACCGCCACAAUCGCCGCCCUCAGCCACCACCGCAGCGACAGAGGCGAGUUCAACCUCCCAAGGAUGCAACUCCCCGUCCACAAUUGAGUCCGGAAGAGGCUGGUAGAAGAGCAAGGAGCCAGCUUUCCCAAGGUGAAGCUGAAGGAAGCGGUGGUGUAAGAGGGAGGGGAAGGGGACGAGGAAGAGGAGCAAGAGGGAGAGGCAGGGGGAGAGGUGGUGAAGCGUGGAGAGAUGAUAAGAAAGAAGAGGAAGCUGAACAAGAGGCUUUGAGUAUAUUCCUUGGAGACUCUGCUGAUGGAGAGAAGUUUGCUACGAAAAUGGGAACUGAGAUUAUGAAUGAGUUAGCUGAAGGUUAUGAGAGUAUCUGUGAAAGGGCUUUGCCUUCUACUGCUCAUGAUGCCUUGGUUGAUGCUUAUGACACUAAUCUCAUGAUCGAAUGUGAGCCAGAGUAUCUGAUGCCUGACUUUGGAUCAAAUCCUGACAUCGAUGAGAAGCCACCACUGUCUCUGGCUGAAUGCUUUGAGAAGGUGAAGCCUUUCAUAGUGGCAUUGGAAGGAAUUAAGGAUCAAGAAGAAUGGGAGGAAGCAAUUGAUGAAGUGAUGACACAAGCACCCCUUAUGAAAGAGAUUGUUGAUCACUACAGUGGUCCUGAUCGAGUAACUGCUAAGACACAGAACGGGGAACUCGAUAGAAUUGCUACAACAGUUCCUCAAAGUGCACCAGAUUCUGUGAAACGAUUUGCAGAUCGUGUUGCUCUUAGUCUUAAGAGUAAUCCUGGUUGGGGAUAUGACAAGAAGUACCAGUUCAUGGACAAGCUCGUUUUAGAGGUGUCACAGAGCUACAAAUAGCGUUUCAAACUGUUUUUUUCAAGGCUUUAUCGCUGCAUUUGAGUUUAGAUCGAAUUCUUGAUCUUGCCCCUACUUGAAACGGUAUCCAUCUCUACAAAACAAGUACUCAUGAAGUGGAGGUUUAGCAUUUUUUUCUUCCAUAUGUUUUCAGGGUUUCUGUAAUAACGGCUUUAUUCUUUGGAUCAUUGUAACUCAAACAGAUUAUACUUGCCCUUUUUCAGUAACGGGUUUCAAUGUUUAAGCCUGCCUGUAGUCGGGAUAAGAAUGAUUCUUGAGUCCUUUUAGGGUUCCGGUGACUAAUACAGAAAAGGAGUUAAAGGAGCAUUAGAAUUCUCAUUGUUUAUACAACUUUGUACAAUAUGGUCUGGAUGUUUGUGGUACUCUGAACCUUUUUAGUCGAU
Messenger RNA from Eruca vesicaria subsp. sativa (arugula), 1995 nucleotides. NCBI's taxonomy places the organism in Eukaryota, Viridiplantae, Streptophyta, Magnoliopsida, Brassicales, Brassicaceae. The record is from the annotation of a GenBank genome assembly.